UGAAAGUAGAUGUUGCAUUCGGUCUUUGGACGGCAAAGGGGACUCCGUUCUCUCUAAGCUUUUAUCCUGCAUUUUAUUUCUGUUUGGUAGGUUAUUGCAAGCAGUGCCCCCCCCCAUAGCUCAGAUAUCUAUAGACUUGGCUACAAGAGGGUCAGAGCUCCGAUGGGAUUCUGACACAGCUCUUCCGGAUCUCAGGCCGCGCAGUAGGGAAACAAUGGCCCAUGCAUCUCACGCUAUAAAACGACUGGAAAGAGAAUUAAUAGAAAUCUUGGCGGAUGAUGAAAAUGGGGCUGUACGGGAAUUAGGGUCCCUGUUCCAAUAUGGCCCAGAUACGUAUAGAAGUAAAGGGGAAGCUAAGAGCCCAGCGGGGCGAGCGGAGAAGCUGAUCCAGAUUGUGCUACAGAGAGACGAGUCUGACUGCCAGAGGUUCCUCACUCACCUAGAGACGAUGCUGCCCAGGUUCCCUGCCCUGUCGGGCAUAGUGGAAGGGGAAAAAAAAAGAAACACCCUGAAUGAAAUCAUAGAAUCCCAUAAAGAGUCUAAGCUCUCCCUGAGGGACGUCCUGGAUGUUGGGCAGGAGAAUAUAAAUGAAGUUGCCCCCCACACUGUACAAGACCUGCCCUGGGCUCUCCUAAGGAAACUGAUGGCUCUGGACAGGACUGCAAGAACAAUUCAACUUGAGGAUAUUCCUGAGAAUUCAGGGGAAACUGCUGAAGCUGACUUAGCUCACAGUAUAUUUGUUUAUAUCAAAGAGGAUGAAUCUAAUUCCUUCAAUCCAUUAGACAUUCUGUGUGCUCUCUUGCAUUGCUCAGAUAUGUUGUUACAGCAGAACAUCUUCUCAAAAAUGUCCCUGUGUCAGUUUGCUGUCCCACUGCUGCUCCCUGCUGGUGAUGGCCCAGAAUGCACCUUCAUGCUGUGGGCUAUGAGAGACAUUGUCAAGAGAUGGAGACCCCACACUCUGGCAGACAGUAAAGGAUUUGUAGAAGAAAAUCUGGUUCAAGUAGAAAUGCCAUUGCUCUCCUUUGUGAGACUGGGGCAAAGCAAAUUAUCCAAAUCUAAAAUCCUUAAUCAAGUGCUCAGCCCUUACCAUAAAAAACAUGACUUUUUUAUUCAUGAAACUAUGGAGGGUGGAAAUAUUAAAAGACAAAUCUCUGAUGGCCUAGUGGAAAUCUCCUGGUUUUUACCUGCUGGAAGAACAAAUACUGAUAUUUUCCCAGAACCUGUUGCUGUUACUAAUUUGCGUGGAGACAUAGAGUCUAACUGGACCCAAUUCAGCUUCCUAACCCAGGUCUCAUCAGCAGUGUUUGUAUUUGCUGAGAGCAUUAAUGAGAGAGAGUGUGAGCUAUUAGCCCAGUGUAGUAAAUCCAACACCAACUUCUAUUUCAUCAUUACUCCUAGUGGCAAAGGUGUCAGUAAAGAGACAUCGGAAUCGUUGAAAAGGUUACUCUCUGUGCUGAAUACCGACACAUCAAAUAUAUUCAUAAACGAGAGAAGAGCAAAUCACGUAGGACUAGUGCAAAAGUUACGAACCAUUAUAAAACAUUUUCUGAUAAAAUCUGAUAAAACAAUAAAACUGGAAGAUUUAUCAAACACAGCCAGGGAACUUGGCAUCAAGGUGGAUGAAAAUUCCCAGGAAUGUCAGAAAGCAAAGACAUAUGCUGAAGAAAUAACUAAAGAGAUACAAGAUGUGGUACAAUAUAAGAAAGAGACAAUGAAACUACAAGGGGAUCUGUGGAAGCAAGUGGCUCAGAUAGAGAAGGAAUUGUGCAGAAUGAGAAAACAAGGGGAUAAAGGUACAGAAGAAUACCGAUCUCAGCUGAUAGAGGAGCUCAAUAAGUUACACAGGGAGCAGAACCAACAUGAUCUGCCUGACUCUAUGAGUAAGUUCAUUUCUGCCAUCACACAUUUGUCUCAAACAGAGAAACAUUAUUUCCUGAAAUGGAUCAAAUUUGCACUUGAUUCAAUGGCUAGAAACAAUCUCUCCAUGUUGAAGGCUAAAUACAAGGACAGACGCUGCAAUAAUGCAGAUGGCCAAAGGGAACUAAAACAGUUAGACCAGCAGAUAUCUGACAGUUCUUUGGGGGUAGAACAUUUUCUGCGGGAGAUGGGGCAGUUUUAUGAGGCAGAAUGUUCCAUGGUGAGUCAAGGCAAAGUCAAACCAGUUGAGAGAAAAUUCUGUCAGCUCCCAGGAUUUGCUGCUGAUCUGCUGCUGGAUGGGUUCCCAUUGGAGCUGAUAGAUGGAGAUGUCUCUAGCAUCCCCCUACAGUGGGUAACUGAUGUUUUGACAGAGCUGAACACAAAAACAGGAGGGAAAUGCAGAAUGAGAGUAAUCUCAGUGCUGGGAGUGCAGAGCACAGGGAAAUCCACCCUCCUGAACACCAUGUUUGGGCUGCAGUUUUCAGUGUCCAGUGGGCGAUGCACACGAGGAGCCUUCAUGAUGCUGAUUAACGUGAAAGAGAAUCUCAAGGAAAACUUGGGCUGUGAAUUUGUUCUGGUGAUUGACACUGAAGGUCUGAAGGCCCCAGAACUGGCUUCUCUGGAGGACAGCUAUGAACAUGACAAUGAGUUGGCAACUCUAGUGGUUGGGUUGAGCAAUGUCACUAUAAUCAAUAUGGCCAUGGAGAACACAGCAGAAAUGAGAGACACACUGCAGGUUGUGGUCCAUACAUUCCUUCGGAUGAAGCACAUAGGGAAGAAACCCAGCUGCCAGUUUGUGCAUCAGAAUGUGAGUGAUGUUUCAGCUUAUGAUUUAAACAUAAGGGAUGCAAAGAAGCUCCUGAAGCAGCUGGAUGAGAUGACAAAAGCAGCAGCCAACAUGGAAAAGAAGAGCGGGAUCAUAAGCUUCAGUGAUAUCUUGAACUAUAACCUUGAGAGAGACAACUGGUACAUUCCUGGGCUUUGGUACGGUGUCCCACCCAUGGCUUCUGUAAGCUCCGGCUACAGUGAGAAUGUGUAUGAUAUGAAAAAUUAUUUGUUUCAAUUGAUGGAGAAAGAGGAAUGUCUUCAGCCACCCCAGAAUAUUGCCGAGUGCAUUGAAUGGAUAAGAAGCUUGUGGAACUCUGUGAAACAUGAGAAUUUUAUUUUCAGUUUCAGAAACAGCCUGGUAGCUGAAGCUUACAAUCAAUUAGAAAUUGAAUAUUCUCGGUGGGAAUGGGACUUCCGCAAAAAGGUUCAUACCCGGCUCAUUGGCACCGGGAAUAUUAUCAAGAAUCAGUCAGCAGAUAAACUGCAGCCAGAAAUGUGCAGAGAGUUUAAAGAAAAUUUGAUUUCUUUACUUAGCGAAGAAAAGGAAACUAUGCUGAAGUUAUUAGAAGAACAUUUUGAAAGUAAAACUGAUAAUAUUCAUCUGAUUGAAAAGUACAGAGAGGGUUUCUCCAAAGGGGUGACUUUUCUCCAGAAGGAACUGGAACAUUCUGGGACAGCAAAGAUUGAGGAGAUCAUCAAAAUCCAAAAAGGAAAACAUCAAAUAAAGAAAAUAAAGGACAGUUAUCAACAAAAAAUUGAGGAGAAAGUCACCCAUCUCCUAAACCAGGUCAGAGAGAGGAAAAUGAAGGCUGGGGAUGAUGAAAUAGAAAAGGAAUUUGAGAACAUGUGGGAAAGUACAAUGGCUGAGCUGCCGAAGAAUCUUCUACAUAAACGCAAAGUCGGUCAGGAAAUGUUACUGGCGCUCAAACGGGACUUGUCCAACAGGGGGAGCUCUAUAAAGGAGAAACUGCUCAGUAUAGAACAUCUACAUGAGUUUGGAAAAGGUGAAUUCCAGAUUAAACAUUGGCAUGUCGACCUAAAAUGGUAUUCACUGAAAGGUUUCAAAGAAUUCUGGACCAAUGAAUUCCAUGAUAAAAUAGACCAUUUUGCUUUCUCUUUACUGGAUGUAUGUUCAGAUUAUAUUCGAGAGGAGGUUAAUAGAAUAGAAGACUAUGAUGGGACUUAUUGCCAAGAAUUACUCAAUAUAAUCAAUAAAAGGCUCCGGGAGGAAGAUGCUAAACAACUGCCCAUUACCCAUGAGUUUGACUUGGACAUAAAGCUCCAUAUCUUGGGCAGGGCAGCUUGGAAGUUCCAGAAGAAGCAUGAGGAGUUUAUUCAGGACAAUGACCCUGUGCUGUGUCUGGAGAAGCUGAAACCUCAUUAUUUUACAACAUUUAAAAAUAUAUUCCAGGAAAAAGAUGAAAUACAAAGUCGUGCCAAACAGUUCUGUGAGCUCUGCCUGAAGCCGGCAAUAACCGACCACAUCAAUGAGCAUCUGGGGAAGGAUAUUGUAGAUGAUAUUCUUUUCCAUAAAAAUUCCAUAGAAUUGAGGAGUCGCCCACUAUUUCAGGCACAUGUGCUCAAGAAACUUCUAGAAGAGCAGGAGUUCCCUCAGUAUGUGACCUACAUUAAUUCUUAUGAGCUGUUUGUGAAGGAAUGGCUGAAACGAUACAUAGUAAGGACUUAUGAAAAGGGUCCAGAAAAGUUGCAAACGAAUAUUCUAUCGGAUAUCGGGAAAAAAAUCAGGGCUGCCCUGGAGGAGUCACAAGACGUUUCCACCAUCCCAGAGUUUUUUCAACGUUUUUGUGAGCUAUUAGAAAAGGAAAUAGUUAUUGACCAGAUGCAGUUGCAGUUGGUCACGUUCCAGAACAAAUCAGGUAUCAUUCAGUUCUCAAAGGACAUUGAGUUUUUUCUCAUGGAAACAGAGAAACAGAUCAGAUCAGAGAUUGGAUCUUCCAGUCCAGAAUCAGUACUUGGCAAACUCACAAUGAAACCAGAGGAAGAGCUGUUUAAGAGAGUGUUUGGCUGUGGGAAGCAGUGUCCCUUCUGUGGGGCCCCCUGUGAGGCUGGAGGUACUGACCAUAAGGAGCACUUUGCCUCUGUCCAUCGGCCUCAAGGGUUAAACCGACAGAAGAAGAGGGACAAACUGGCUACUGAGAUAUGUUCAACUCUUGUUCUCAGCAAUUCCAACUUCAGUAAUUCAGACACAGAGUGGAAACCCCACCCUUACAAAGAAUACCGCACAUUCUACCCAGACUGGGCCAUCCAGCCUGACCCCAGCAUCACAGCCUCCGACUACUGGAAAUACGUUUUUGUGAAGUUCAAUAAAGAAUUUGCAGAAGAAUUUACGGCAGAACCGGCCGAUCUCCCAGAGACUUGGUUCCACAUUACAAAGGGACAGGCUUUUCAGAGCAUAAGAGAAAUGUAUAAUAUGAAAUAACUGGAACAUUUGGCAAGUCUGUAUUCCCAAAUAGCAUGUUUUAUUUGCCAAGGUGCCUGUAGCAGCGAUUAUUGUUAUAAUACAAAGGCACUGCCCUAUUGUGUUCGAGUGGAGCCUACAAUACUACAGGUAGUGUGAAAUAAAAUCAGGCUUUUUUUAGGAAUGGCGCUUCACCAUUAUAUUUAGUACUGUAACCCUAUUUUGGCUACUGUUGUACUUUUAUCACGCAAUCACCUGCGUGUGGCGCUACAGGAGCCCUGAGCCCCCGCUUAUUAUUGGGCGACAGGUAUAAUGUUCUUGAAUGGCAUGUCUCCACCCAGGGUAGGUAUAGGUAGAACUAUAUGUCUCCUCCUUGGGAAAACUCUAUGAAGUCCUCCUUGG
This is a messenger RNA of Xenopus tropicalis (tropical clawed frog), 5566 nucleotides long. Its product is annotated as up-regulator of cell proliferation. The transcript has 3 exons. Gene Ontology annotation, cellular component: nucleus; cytoplasm. The coding region runs from base 215 to 5185 and encodes 1656 amino acids. Lineage: Eukaryota; Metazoa; Chordata; Amphibia; Anura; Pipidae. The record is from RefSeq and is a predicted model, not a curated record. Gene Ontology annotation, molecular function: GTP binding.